This is a messenger RNA of Phragmites australis (common reed), 1509 nucleotides long. Its product is annotated as protein MKS1-like. NCBI's taxonomy places the organism in Eukaryota, Viridiplantae, Streptophyta, Magnoliopsida, Poales, Poaceae. Bases 152 to 1105 code for a protein of 317 amino acids. The transcript has a single exon. Gene Ontology annotation, cellular component: nucleus. The record is from RefSeq and is a predicted model, not a curated record.
GCGGAACCAAAAACCAACGCGAGUCUCCCAACCCAAGCUGCCGUAAAAAUAAAAUAAAAACCCUCCGUUUUGUUGUAAAGAACCGGCACGUCUCAUUGACUUGCCCGCCGUCUCUCCGAGCUCACACGGCCACACGCACUCCUCUCCGCUCAUGUUGAACCAUUCCCAUUCCCGAUCCGAUUCCCGUUCCCCCUUCCUCCACGGCUUCCCCCACGCAGUCGACACCCCGUCGCCGGAGCCGCGGGAAAGGGCAACCGCGCCGUCGAGGAUGGACGCGCCGUCGUCGUCGGGGCGGCCGACGACGCCGAGGCGGCAGCUGCAGGGCCCGCGCCCGCCGCGGCUCAACGUGAGGAUGGAGUCGCACGCCAUCAAGAAGCCCUCGGGAGCUGCGCCGGCGCAGAUGCAGGGGAGGCGGGAGCAGCAGCCCGGGCCGCCGCCGCGGGCGCCGGUCAUCAUCUACGACGCGUCGCCCAAGGUCAUCCACGUCAAGCCCAGCGAGUUCAUGGCGCUUGUGCAGCGGCUCACCGGCCCGGGAUCCGGCGGGCCGCCCGCCGAUGCGCAGCAGGAGCACCAGCCGGAUGACGCCGUGCUGGGACAGUUGACGUUCCUGCCGCCGGAGCUGCUGCUCUCGCCGUCGGCCGCGAUGUCCCCAGCCGCGCGGCUGGCGACAAUCGAGAGGUCCGUCCGUCCGAUGCCCGCGCCGGUGCCGGACUACUUGGACGUCCAGGACGGCGGGGUCGACGAUGGCACCCUCGCGGCGAUCCUUGGCCCGGCGCGGCCCGGCAUCCUGUCCCCGCUGCCGUCGUCGCUCCCGCCGGCCGCGGCGUCUGGGCUGUUCUCGCCGCUGCCGUUCGACCCGAGCUGCAUCAGCUGGCUGAACGAGCUCAGCCCGAUCCUCAGAGCCGCCUCCACUGCCAACGUCGGCGCCGGCGCAUCCUCGUCCGGCAUCGGAGGCGGCGGCGGCCCGAGCAACGGCUCCUCCCGGCCGCCGCCGUCCUACUACGCCGAUCCGUUCGUGCCCAGCCCCCGCAACCUCCUCGCCACACCCACCGUGCCGUCGCCGGCGACCUGCGCGGAGUUCUUCGGCAGCCUGCCGGAUCUUUAGCUCGCCGCCGCGCCCGUCCAAGACAGCAGAAGCAGCGGCCGAAACUUGGCUACAUUUUUCCACUUCUUUUUCUUGCUACUUUUUUUUCUGAGGGUAGGCGCAAGGUAGUGGGGCCGGCACUGAUGCUAAUCUGAUUAGUGCUCCGUUUCAUCCUUUGCUGAUUGUUCUUGAGCAACCACUAGGCAGCAGCAGCACAGCUGGGAGUGAGAACAAGAACAGAAUAGAGAAAGCAAUGGCAAAAGUUUUCAGUAGCAGUAGCAGAUGACUAGAAGCAACCGGCCGGCUCAGCACUUUGUUGGAUUCUUCUUCUCUGUUUUUUCAUCUCUUGUGUAGGCCAAAGAAAUGAUUGUUUGUUUAAUGGAGGAUUUGUUAAUUCUUUAAGUUUGGUGGUGUGCUUAUGAUUA